UGUGGAACUAGAUCACGAGCUUCUGUUCAUUCCAAGGUCCAACCGACAAAUCUUUCCGCCGAGGUCCCAAUUUCUGCAACGAAAUCAACCUAAAAAUCCACUACACGCUGAGCGAAUUCAAAGAGGUGGAGGUUAGCAUUGAAUUUCUCAAUCUGAGAAGAGCUCGAUCUUCGAGUUUUCUCGGCAAUGGAGGAAGAAAAGAAGUCGCUCAAGGAGGAGACACAGGUUGAAGAAGCGGGACCACCGCCACCAGGCCAGAGCGGUGGCGGUGGAUGGGGUGGGUGGGGUUUUUCUCCGUUGUCUGUUCUAUCGGAUCUUCAGAAGGCCGCCACAGUUGCCGCCGAAGAGAUCUCUCGCAAUGCUGCUGCCGUUGCCAAGUCUGCCGCAACGGGCAUUGCAGAUGUGCAAAAUGUGGUUGAGGACUCAGAGUCUUCUAAUGGGGAGGAGGAAGAGGUCGAAGAAUCUGUGAUUGAAGGGACAAAUGAGGAUGGGAAGGAAAAUCUACGAAAAUCUGCUCUUGAUAAGUUGGAGAAAGCUAGUGACGAUUCAUUCCUUGGCCAGGGUUUGAAGGUUUUUGAUAAUUCGGUGGAGAAUUUUGCUUCAGGAGCAUGGCAGGCAAUAGGAAGUGCAUGGAAAGGGGGAUCUAAUUUGGUUCAAAAGCUCGAGCAUUCUGCCGCGCAUUGCACAGUACGAUUCGGAAAACAAGAAUCCGAUUUUACAUGGGAGCACAUUGUAUUGAAGAUCCAUGUGACAUUUGAUCGUUUGCUUUAUUAUGGAGGCCCAGAACAGUGUCAGGAACUUGAGGCAUUGUCCAACCACUAUGCUCUUCUAUAUAAUCGAAGAAAAGCAAAAGUAUCACAUGAGCAGAAGUCCGCUUACGAUGGAAGGCUUAGACAAAUCCAGCACAUUUCAGCUGAGACUGAAAGGCUAUGGACGGUAGAGUGGAACGCAAGACGGGGAAAAAAAACUAGAGAACUAUAUUUGCUGAGUGGAAGGAAGUCCGAGUGACCCGACCAUAAGGAUUGUGCGAGGACAUUAACAUGAUUACGUAUAGUGUUUUCCGACAAGGCAGCUGACUUGGCUGCAGGGUUCACGAAUGCCCUGACAGGCCUAGCUGCGAAUGACAUAAUUCAAAGGACGUUCGAUUCAGUUGAAAAAGCUAAGAUAGUUAGAACAAAGGCACAGUCGAUGACCGUAAAUGUGGAGGCAGUCUCCAACAGUUUUAUUACAGGCAUAUCUGAUGUAGCUGAAGCAUUUCAAGCAGCAAUAAAGGGAGGAGCCACUGCAGAGUCUCAUGAAGUUCUUCCCCAAACCUCAAUCCAAGAAAAAGCCAAAGCUUUUUCUGAACAUCUCUGUGCUGAUCAAAACACAUCAAUGAGCAAAAUCUAGGAUGGCCUCCAAUACCUAUCUUUUGUACUUCUUUCGACCUUUAUGCCUGCUGUAACAACCUGA
Molecule: messenger RNA, 1452 nt
Organism: Malania oleifera
Lineage: Eukaryota; Viridiplantae; Streptophyta; Magnoliopsida; Santalales; Ximeniaceae
Source: RefSeq, a predicted model, not a curated record